Molecule: messenger RNA, 784 nt
Organism: Zea mays
Lineage: Eukaryota; Viridiplantae; Streptophyta; Magnoliopsida; Poales; Poaceae
Product: AT5g02160-like protein
Exons: 2
Coding region: 149-553 (134 amino acids)
Cellular component (GO): chloroplast thylakoid membrane
Source: RefSeq, marked predicted
AAUUCAUCCUGGUCGCCACCAGUACCACCUCUCCAUCCUUAAUCCUUCACUAGCUUAGCUAGCCAGCCACCUCCGUUCACUCCAUCUCUUGCCGGCCAGUGCUCCGUCGAUCGACCCGUAGCCAACCACCGACAACUAGCUAGCAACAAUGGCUGCCGUCGUCAACGCGCGAGCCGCAACUGCUCGUUGCUCGGCCGCCGGCGGGCCACCACGCGGUGCUGCGUCUUCGUUUCCGCCGUCGACGAUAAGGACGAGGAAGAGGACGACGGCGGCGGCGGGCGGCCGCGGCCGGCUUGUCGCGGUCUCGGCGGUGGGCGACGUCGCGGCGGAGGGCAACACGUACCUCAUCGCCGGCGCGGUGGCCGUCGCCCUCGUCGGCACGGCCUUCCCCAUACUCUUCUCGCGCAAGGACACGUGCCCGGAGUGCGACGGCGCCGGGUUCAUCCGAAAGGCGGGCGCGACGCUGCGGGCGAACGCCGCGAGGAAGGACGAGGCCCAGAUCGUCUGCCCCAACUGCAACGGCCUCGGCAAGCUCGGACAGAUCGACAAGUAGCUAAAUAAUCCCAUCCACCAUGCAUGCUACGUACUAAGCUCAUAUACAUGUGCUGAUGUGCAUGCAUGGACCAACCAAACUGCUCCUUUGUAUAAGCUCUUAAUUAAAUCUCCUCUCCGACAAUGUCUGAAUGUAUAUGCUGAGUGAGUGUUAAUUUGGUCUGUAAUAUAACCUGUUGCUUUGUCAGAAACGAUGUUGUGCAAUAACAUUGUUGUCGGUGGUGUUGUUGUA